UAAAAUUUUCUAAUAGUCAUAAUGGCCAAUACGAGUACUCCAUCAAUAGGUCUGAGUGCUUACCGCGAUCAGCAUUUCAAAGGCACCAGGGCAGAGCAGGAACGACUUCUGAGAAUAUCGACCACGAUGUAUGUUGGAAAUUUGUCAUACUAUACAACCGAGGAACAAAUUCACGAACUAUUCUCCAUGUGUGGAGAUAUCAAAAGAAUCGUCAUGGGUUUAGAUAAAUACGAGAAAGUUCCAUGUGGGUUUUGUUUCGUAGAAUAUUAUAAAAGGACCGAUGCCGAAAAUUGUAUGAGGUAUGUUAACGGUACACGUCUUGAUGAUAGAAUAGUACGUACCGAUUGGGAUGUCGGUUUCGUCGAAGGAAGACAGUACGGUCGAGGAAGGUCUGGUGGACAAGUCCGUGACGAAUACAGGGCAGACUUUGAUGCAGGCAGAGGAGGAUAUGGAAAAAUUAUUCAACAGAAAGUGGAAGGUGUCGAAUCUUCUUCAACAGUGAGGAGAAAUAAAAGUCUUUAACUUCGUGGAGGUAAUGUUCACACCUUAAAUUAUCACACUUUAUGAGCAUUACCUUGAAGAUAUUUUUCAAUAAUCGUUACCCUAUUGUGAAUAAGACAGGCAUUAACAUUUUUAAUAUAAUUGUGAAUAGAUCAUCACAAGAUUUUUUUUAUAAGAGAUUGUGUAUCUUUUAUUGAUUUCUGUGUUUUACAGUCAAAGUUUAUUACAAUUUCGAAAUAUACAUAUUA
Molecule: messenger RNA, 749 nt
Organism: Leptinotarsa decemlineata (Colorado potato beetle)
Lineage: Eukaryota; Metazoa; Arthropoda; Insecta; Coleoptera; Chrysomelidae
Product: nuclear cap-binding protein subunit 2
Biological process (GO): mRNA cis splicing, via spliceosome
Cellular component (GO): nuclear cap binding complex
Molecular function (GO): RNA cap binding
Source: RefSeq, a predicted model, not a curated record